CAGCUGGCGGAAAGAACUGAUUGAUUGGCUAUUUGCACGUGCAGCAAGCACGUCUGUUCAACGCUUGUUGUCUGAGCCUGUCACGGCUCACUCGAUGUUGCACAUGACCUCAUUGCUCAAAACCAUGCUACCACGCUCGACCGCUGGGCUUUCGUUUCACUGCAAUCUACUCAACCAGUAUCAUGUCCAAGGCACUAUUCCUGCUACAAUAAUUUGGUUUGUGCACAUGAACCUCAACGUCGUUGCUCAACCAGCUCAGAUAGUCAUCAUUGGCCGUAAAUCCAGGGAACAGGAGAUUGAAAGACAAGAUGGCAGAACCCUCCACCAACCCCGAUCUCCCGCCAGACUAUACGGCGGAUGCUAGUACUGUCCCAGAGAACUUGCCACCAGACACACUCCGCCUGGCUGGCCGGUUCGUUCAUUCCGCCAACACCCGGAAUGCGGAUGCGCCGGGAAUCUUUGAGAUCAACCACCAGAUAGACUUCUUACGAGAAACUGAUAGACUUGUGGAGUUCAGUCGCAUCGACUGCAGCAUCAAGAAACGGCUCAACGAGUCGAGUCUUCCGCCGGAGGUUGUUACCAACUCACGGCAUAUCUUCAACUUGGAGCGCCCACCAGCUAUUCUCCAGGAAACUUUCCCGUACUACAUCAAGCCAACAUCUCGCAGCGGCCUCGGCAGGAUAGGGCUAAAAUUUGUGAAAAUCGGCAAAAGCGAAUGCAAGGCCUGGCUGGUGGGCCGGCGGAAGGCGAGUGAUAGAACCGAGUAUUACGAGGCGCGAGAGCUACUGUUUGACGUUCGCCGCAACAACGAAGUUUUCGACUGGCUGGACGGUAAUGGAUCAAGAUUAGCAGUUGAGGAAUCCAGGAGCGGCAUGUACAGCCUCAACAUCCUAGUGUCCCUUGACCGGGCGAUGCGAGAUGCGCUGGCGGCCGUGUGGUGUGUCCGGCUUUGGUAUUUGCGAGCGGUACUGUUCCAUAAGAAACGUACAUGGAAAGACAGUAAGCAUCUCUCCCUUGCGGCGAUUUGAAUGGCGGCAUUGCUUACCAGAUCAUCAACCAGGGAAAUAUAUCAUGCAAACCUGCACAUGGGACCUGCCAAAAUGAGAUUUGGGGCCAGGAGUCGAACUCAGGACGCGACUCUUUAACUUUGUAACUUACAACUUACAUAGAUCCAAAGCCAAGACCUUGUGAUACCCCAUAUUUGCCAGGUAGAAGCUCUUCCCACACUGCAUGUCGUUGCUAC
Colletotrichum godetiae is the source of this 1243-nucleotide messenger RNA. RefSeq lists its product as uncharacterized. The transcript has a single exon. The record is from RefSeq and is a predicted model, not a curated record. Lineage: Eukaryota; Fungi; Ascomycota; Sordariomycetes; Glomerellales; Glomerellaceae. The coding region runs from base 309 to 1028 and encodes 239 amino acids.